CCUCUGCUCUGACCAGCUAGCAGGGGCGCCCACUAACUUCAGUCUGCUUUAGGGAUGUGUUACUAACCAACGCAGUCAUCUCAAGCCCAAUACACUGACCCAAGUGCCGAAACUUUAGCUAAAACUUCCUUUGACUUGAAUACUCGCCUCCUGGAGAAGAGGAAAAAGUUGUUGAAGAUUCACUGUCUUAUUUGACUUUAAUAGCUCGGUAUAGUGCUUCUCGUCACUUUUGUCGGCGCUGUGCGGAAAGCAAAGUACAAUAUUUUAACUGGGAAUCUUUUCCUUUCUUAUUUGAAAUUCUUACUUUUGCCGUUGAUCGUUCUCGACUCGUGAUGGUCCUCCUGUCACUGAGCUUACUUUUAGUAGGAGUUGUAGUGAGUCUGACUUCAGCCGACCUGGCUGGUGAAGUAGAUAAAGCAGAGUUCCUGAAGAGCCGGCUGAAGGAGUACGGCCUCAUCACCCCUAUCAGCACCGACUCCGAAGGCCACUACCUGUCCCACCUGCUCUCGGCCAAUCACAAGCACCGUGUGAAACGGGACGCCGCGCCAACAACCGCCGCAGGCUCCGAGGGGGGGCCCGAGCCGGAGAGCGGCGAGAGGCUCUUCUUCAAUGUCACGGCCUUUGGCAAGGAGUUCCACCUGCGGCUGUACCCCAACCGGAAGCUGGUGGCCCCCGGGGCCAUGGUGGAGUGGCACGACCAGGUGGAGACCGUCCUGGAGGACAACGGCAACUCCACCACCACCACCACCACACGGGGGGCACCUGGGAAUCGCACCUCCUCCAGCAUCCGCACUGACCGGAUACUGAACCGGGAGCUCCUCAAGACGGAUUGCACCUUUGUGGGCGACAUCACAGACGUGCCGGGGGCGUCCGUGGCCAUCAACAACUGCGAUGGUCUGGCGGGCAUGAUUCGCACGGACGCAGAUGAAUACUUCAUUGAGCCUCUGGAGCGGGGAGCGCAGGAGCACGAGGAGAGAGGAAGGGUGCACGUGGUCUACAGGAGGUCGGCCGUGCGCCAGGCUCCCUCCGACAUCUCUGUCGACUACCAGCUAGACGAGCAUGAGCAUGAGUUGAGCGUGCCCGGUAUGGUGGAGCGCGUGGCUAAGCAGGUGAACCAGACGGUGCGGGCGCGGCGGGGGCAGCGGCAGAGGAAGCGGCGCCACGCGGGCGAAGAGGACUACAACAUCGAGGUGCUGCUGGGAGUGGACGACUCGGUCGUGCGUUUCCAUGGCAAAGAGCACGUGAUGAACUAUCUGCUCACCCUGAUGAACAUAGUCAACGAGAUCUACCACGAUGAGUCACUGGGUGUUCACAUCAACGUGGUGCUUGUGAGAAUGAUCAUGCUCGGCUACUCCAAGUCCAUCAGCCUGAUCGAGAGGGGCAACCCGUCGCGCAGCCUGGAGAACGUCUGCCGCUGGGCCCAUGUGCAGCAGAAGGAGAACCCUGACCACUCCGAGCAUCAUGACCACGCCAUCUUCCUCACGCGCCAGGGCUUUGGGCCCACGGGCAUGCAGGGCUACGCCCCCGUCACUGGCAUGUGUCAUCCGGUCCGCAGCUGCACGCUCAACCAUGAGGACGGCUUCUCCUCCGCCUUUGUGGUGGCCCAUGAGACCGGUCACGUGCUGGGCAUGGAGCAUGACGGCCAGGGUAACCGGUGUGGGGAUGAGACGGCCAUGGGCAGCGUGAUGGCUCCUCUGGUGCAGGCCGCCUUCCAUCGCUACCACUGGUCCAUGUGCAGCGGACAGGAGCUCAAGAGAUACAUCCACUCCUACGAUUGCCUCUUGGACGACCCUUUCAAGCACGACUGGCCCCCUCUUCCCGAGCUGCCAGGCAUCAACUACUCUAUGGACGAGCAGUGCCGCUUCGACUUCGGAGUAGGCUACAAAAUCUGCACCUCGUUCCGCACCUAUGACCCCUGCAAACAGCUGUGGUGCAGCCACCCCGACAACCCCUAUUUCUGCAAGACCAAGAAGGGGCCGCCUCUGGACGGAACCGAGUGUGCACCUGGCAAGUGGUGCUACAAAGGUCACUGCAUGUGGAAGAACGCCAACCAGGUGAAGCAAGAUGGCGUCUGGAGCGCGUGGAGUAAAUUCGGCUCCUGCUCGCGAAGCUGUGGCAUGGGAGUCCGCUUCCGCACCCGCCAGUGCAACAACCCAGCGCCUGCGUAUGGAGGCCAGGACUGCCCAGGCGUGAACUACGAGUAUCAGCUCUGCAACACAGACGACUGCCCCAAGCACUUUGAGGACUUCAGGGCGCAGCAGUGCCAGCUCCGCAACUCACACUUUGAGUUCCAGAACACCAAACACCACUGGCUGCCCUACGAGCACCCGGACGCCCAUAAGCGAUGCCACCUGUACUGCCAGUCCAAGGAGACGGGCGACGUGGCGUACAUGAAACAGCUGGUGCAUGACGGGACGCGAUGCUCCUACAAGGACCCUUACAGCAUCUGUGUGCGCGGCGAGUGUGUGAAAGUGGGCUGUGACCGAGAAAUUGGCUCUAACAAGGUGGAGGACAAGUGUGGCGUGUGCGGAGGCGACAACUCUCACUGUCGAACUGUGAAGGGAACCUUCACCCGAACCCCGAAAAAAGCAGGUUACCUUAAGAUGUUUCUAAUCCCUCCUGGGGCCAGACAUGUGGUCAUUCAAGAACAUGAGGCCUCCCCUCAAAUUCUUGCCAUCAAGAACCAAGCUACGGGCCAUUACAUUCUCAAUGGCAAAGGGGAAGAGGCGAGGUCACGGACGUUUAUCGACCUGGGCGUGGAAUGGAACUACAUCAUCGAGGAGGAUGUGGAGACGCUGCACACUGAAGGGCCACUACACGAUGCAGUGGUUGUCCUGAUCAUACCCAGGGACAACGAGACUAGGUCUACACUGAUGUACAAAUACAUUAUACAUGAAGACUCAGUGCCUGUGAAUAACAACAAUGUCAUUCAAGAGGACACCUAUGAGUGGGCCCUAAAAAGUUGGUCCCAGUGCUCAAGACCUUGUGCAGGAGGGUUCCAGUUCACCAAGUAUGGCUGCCGGAAGAAGGGAGAUAAUAAGAUGGUUCACCGCAGCUACUGUGACGUCAGCAAGAAACCCAAGCCAAUUCGGAGGAUGUGCAACCUCCAAGACUGCACACAGCCUCAAUGGAUUUCUGAGGAGUGGGAGCAUUGCACCAAGACCUGUGGCAGCCUGGGCUUCCAGAUCCGGACGGUGCGCUGCGUCCAGUUCCUGCACGAGGGCACCAACCGCUCCGUCCACAGCAAGUACUGCAGCGGGGAGAAGCCAGAGAGCAGGAGGCCCUGCAACAGGGUGCCCUGCGUCGCCCCCUGGAGGAUCGGCCCCUGGUCCGAGUGCUCGGUGACCUGUGGAGAAGGCGUGUCACGGAGACUAGUGACCUGUCGGGUGGGUGACCAGUGCGGAGGCGAGCGACCCGAAACCCUCCGGACAUGCAGGCCGAGGCCCUGUCAAGAUGAACCCUGCGCGGGGGACAAGUCCAUAUUCUGCCAGAUGGAGGUCCUGGCGCGCUACUGCUCCAUCCCGGGCUACCAGAAGCUGUGCUGCGAGUCCUGCAGCAAGAGGAGAGGCACGCUGGCCCCGCUGCUGUCCGAGGGGGAGGAGGAGGUGCGCUUCGGCUCCGCCUCUCAGCUCCUGGAGACCCUGUCGGCCAACGGGAGCCUGGCUGGCCUGGCAGCGCUCCCAGCUCAGCCCCCUCGUCAGUCCUCCUCCUCCUCCAGGGGAAGCUCUUCCAGUGUGGGGCGCUCCUCCUCCCUGAGAGCGGACACCACCCCCCAGCCUCAGCAGCGGAGAGGCGGGGUGGGCUCGGAGGGCGGCAAGGCGACCCGGCAGACCCCAUCGCAUGGCAGUAAGAGCCAGGCUGCAGCGCCGACGAAGAGAGGGGGGAGUACCGGGAGCGCCGGCGCCAACGGCAGGCGUUCGGACGCUCCCAGCAGCACGGACAUUCGGCGGCUUCCGGCGUUCAGCGAAGUGCAGCGGUGAAGCUGGUUGGCCAGCCUUUCCUGAACUCUUCUUUUGUUUGUAGAUGUACAGCAUUUUUACAGAAAAAACUAAGGCCAUUGCAAGAGAUUAGAUUUGAUUUUUUUAAAAAGAGUGAAAAAAGAGAGAGAGAGAGCGAGAGUAAGAAAAAAAAGUGCUGGUUCACUUUCAGGUCAUGGACCCCAGGCCCACACAUACGUACAUGCAGCGCCCCAAAGAAAAAAGAACCUCACAUGCUUGGUAUAAACACAAUGUCAUUUUGCCUGCAACUGGAGACGGGCACUUUUUAAGAUUUGUAUAGUGUCAUCAGCUUGCACAUCAGUUUAACUCAAAGCGGUACUCUAUAGGAAAAAUGGCUCUGGUUCCAUUGUGUUAACUGGCGUUUAGCGAUGUCAUUGACAGAUUUUGAUAUUUAUAAACAUUUCCUGUACAUACUGUAUAUGUAAAAUAUGUCAGUAUUAUUUUAAAGAAAUCUAAGCUGAGGAUUUUAUAAUAACAGCCGUUGUGUACUUGGUGCUUUUUAUACAUUUAAAAAAAAAAAGCUCUCCAUUCAAGCAUUUUCAAGAAAACAUACUGGUAACUUGACAUGUCUCAGUAUUGGACUAAGCUUAAGUCUAGUGUUCAUUUCCGUGCUGGAUCAGAUUUUUUUUAAAGCAGUUUAUGACCGAUAUGCUAUUAUGCAGCGAGAGUACCUCAUCAGUGCGUACCUCAGUUCAUUCAGGACCAUGGAAACCACAGUGUUAAAGAUACUGGACAUAGGCCUACAUACACUACAAACAUGGGCUUGGUAAGAAUGAAAUAUAUUUGUUAACCCUUUGAGGAGUACCAUCACAAAUACAGUAUGUGAUUAGAAUUUUGCCAAAUUUUUGAGUUCUCAUUAUGAUGUCAUAAGGACUUUGCGAGAUUUUUAAGACAGACUUCUAUGGGAGCUGUACAGUGUUCCAGUAAAAUUCUAGAAGAACUGGGGGAAAAUCCUUACUCCUCAAAGGGUCUAAAGAGAGUUUAUUGUCAUGGAAGUAAAUCCUGUGGCAAGCCGUUCCAGUGUUGAAGUGGAUACUGUAGGCCACAUCUGCAGUGAUCCCUUCUUCACUGACCUUCUCAAACUCACACUGAACUUCCUGCGAAUCUGCACAGUAUUACCUUUAAUGUGUGGUGCAUGCUGCCUGCACCUGGGUUUUUUUUCCAUAACAUGGUCAGUCUCCUGAAGAGCAUGAAGCCAGUGCACUCAUCAGCUGUUGGCUUGACUUUUCUGCUCUCCUGAGUUUCCCUCUACUUGUCGGGGUUCUGUAUUUUGGAACUUGAGGAUUCUCCUCUGGGAGAGAGAUAGUUAUGUUCCAAAACGUGUUCCAUGUUUUUUUAUUAUUUAAAAAAAUGUGCUCAGUCAUUAUUGGACUCGAACCAUGAUGAAGGGUUCAGUAUGUCAUCUGAGCACUCUUGAUCAUUCCGUUACACACAACGAUGGACUUCAUGAAUGUGGAACACGGUUGGCAGACUAUCACACUUUUAUAUUUUCUUUUGAAUAAGGCUAAGAAGGCUAUUUAUUGUUAACAAGGGUUAUAUCACAACCACAAUGCAUCUGACUGCAAUAACGAAAUACCAUUUUUUGUUUUUCUAUUUCAGUGGAAAUCACAGUUCAGUCUCCAGCUCACGCACCAGGUGUGUGACUGUACAGCUCUUGUACAUAGAGAACUUUAAAGUAUUUAUUGAGAGUUGAAGUUCCUAUUCUGUUCAAUGUAUGACAGCAUCUGCCAAAUGAAACACACAAGAAAAGGUUUUAUGGUAAGCAAUAGCCUAUGCAGAAAGCAUUCCUUCUCCUCCUGAAUGUCAACUCUUUUCAGUUGGAUGUGGCUCAAGUCAGAGUUAUGAUACAGUGUAGUUAUAAUUGCGUUUUUGUUGUUGUCGUCGUUGUUGUUGUUGUUAACAUUUUAGAAGCAUUUAAGGAGUAAGUUAAACACAGGACACAUGUUUGUUCGUUACUUGAGAUUAGAUCACCGGAGAAAGCUGUUUUAUCAGUUGUUUCUUUUGUUGUAGUUGUAGUCUCCCUACAGAGCUGCAUAUCAGCGGGUAUUAUCACUGGUAGGCUUAGUGCCCCAAACAAGGCUGUCGUCUCACAGCUGUUUAAAUAGAAGGAGAGAUAAAGUUGUGUCAAACACAGGCAGAGCCAUCCUGUCACGUAGAGAGUAGGCAGGUAUAUCCCCUUACGAACCAAAAAAACGGAAAUGAAAUCCAGUAUUGUAAUAAUAAUGGAUAUCGCCCUGAUAGAGGCAGGUCAAGAAAAGUUGUAAAAAAAAUUGAAAUAGAACAUAUAGACGCCGUGUUUAGAUGAUUUGCAUUAUGUAACAGUAUUGACGUAUGCAGUGCCUGUGUUACAAAUUGUUUCUCGUUUGUUUUUUUACCUAAAUGUUGUUGACUUGCUGCCUACAAAGAAUUGCUGCUAAUAUUAUGCAAAGCUUUCAAAGUUCGAAAAGAUGCUAGUACAUUUAGGUGUUUGGUUGACAAUCCCUGAGCCUCAGACAGAUAUGCUGUAUAGGAUAUCGUAUGUAUCCCUCUACCACCCCUCGCAUUUAAGUAUUCAUGCUCUGACUAGAGUAAUUUCUCAUUUCUAUUUGCUUGCAGUUUUUUUGUAUUUUUUUUUAGAUUAAAAUGGAAGUGUACACUACUGAAGCUGUUUGUUGUAAUGGGGAGCACAUAGCAAUAAAGAAUAUACUAAACCUUA
This is a messenger RNA of Engraulis encrasicolus (European anchovy), 6693 nucleotides long. RefSeq names its product ADAM metallopeptidase with thrombospondin type 1 motif, 3 (gene adamts3). Gene Ontology annotation, molecular function: metalloendopeptidase activity. Gene Ontology annotation, cellular component: extracellular matrix. The coding region runs from base 333 to 3980 and encodes 1215 amino acids. Gene Ontology annotation, biological process: extracellular matrix organization; proteolysis. The record is from RefSeq and is a predicted model, not a curated record. NCBI's taxonomy places the organism in Eukaryota, Metazoa, Chordata, Actinopteri, Clupeiformes, Engraulidae. The transcript has 22 exons.